UUGUUGCAGUCAGGAAGAGGCGUGUCAACUGCCUGUGGAGGUAGGAAGUGUGGGCAACUUGCUGCGACGCGACGGCUACUUGUGUUUGUUUGAGGAAGUGGACAGCUAACCUCUUCUGAGACAUGUCUGCUAGGAACCCGGGAAUGAAGCUUGACCUGGAGUGGGUGUCCAAGGUGAGAGUCAAUACCCAGGCCGUCCUGAAAAGAGCACAGCACAUCCAAGGACGUAAGCUGGCCAAGAAACAGUGGCAGGCUGCCUGGCUGCUAAAGGCUGUUACAUGUAUCGACCUGACGACUCUCGCUGGAGAUGAUACACCAUCCAACGUCCAUCGGCUGUGUCUGAAAGCCAUCCAGCCUGUUCGAUAUGACCUCCUCAAGAGCAUGGAUAUGCAUGACAAAGGAGUGACCACUGCUGCAGUCUGUGUAUAUCCAUCUCGUGUGGCAGACGCUGUCAAAUCACUGAAAGCAGCCAAUUCCAGCCUUCCUGUUGCCUCAGUGGCCACAGGUUUCCCGGCAGGCCAGACACCACUGAAGACCCGCCUGGAGGAAGUCCGCAUGGCUGUGGUUGAUGGUGCCACCGAGAUCGACAUUGUCAUCAACAGGACUCUCGCCCUCACAGGACAGUGGGAAGCCAUGUAUGAUGAGAUCUGUCAGUUUCGAGAGGCUUGUGGUGACGCCCACAUGAAGACCAUCUUGGCUAUCGGGGAGUUGGGGACCUUCACCAAUGUCUACAAAGCCAGCCUGGUGGCCAUGAUGGCUGGGUCCGACUUCAUCAAGACGUCCACGGGGAAGGAGGCUGUCAACGCUACUUACCCCGUUGCCAUAGUGAUGGUGAGAGCCAUCCGUGACUACUUCCUGUGUACAGGCCACAAGGUGGGCUUCAAGCCGGCAGGGGGGAUCCGGACGGCCAAGGAGGCGCUGGUGUGGCUCACCCUAAUGAAAGAAGAGCUGGGUGAUGACUGGCUCCACCCACAUCUGUUCCGCCUGGGAGCCAGCAGCCUGCUGGCCGACAUUGAAAGGCAGAUUUAUCAUUACGUGACUGGGCAGUAUGCAGCCUUUCACGAGCUCCCUAUGGCAUGAAGCUGUGGAGAUCCCGACCAAACAGAACCACAGGUUCAUCAGACAAGGGGAUCACUGUUCAUUAAAUCUUAAGGGCAGCACGCCUCUCCUGAUACCGGACUCCAGAAUCCAGUGGACUUUAUUAAUGACCAUUUAACAUGACAAGAGAAAAUAGGUUGCCUAGCCAUAGAGUGCAUGAAUGCACUCAUAUACAAACACAUACAUACUAAAAAAUGUGCAAACAGCUGCUUCACCUUUACACUAUUUUGUUGACAUAAGAAGCCAUCUGUCGGUUAUGAUGAAGGAAAUGCUUACUUACAUCAUGUUUGCUUCCUUUUAAGUGAAGCAGGAAAAACUGCAAAGAUUUCUUAGAGAAAAUGAAGAGUUAAGAAAAUAUUUUUUAUCAGUGUUCUCUCAUUUAGAUAAUCAAAUUAUUCUAAUUUAAAUUUAAUACUUCAGGAGCUCUUAUCAGAAAAAGACACUGUACUUCACAAAAACCAAUAAAUGUCAAAAUACAUU
This is a messenger RNA of Myripristis murdjan (pinecone soldierfish), 1577 nucleotides long. It is a transcript of the gene dera, whose product is annotated as deoxyribose-phosphate aldolase (putative). Gene Ontology annotation, biological process: deoxyribonucleotide catabolic process; carbohydrate catabolic process. Gene Ontology annotation, cellular component: cytoplasm. The record is from RefSeq and is a predicted model, not a curated record. NCBI's taxonomy places the organism in Eukaryota, Metazoa, Chordata, Actinopteri, Holocentriformes, Holocentridae. Bases 123 to 1079 code for a protein of 318 amino acids. The transcript is spliced from 9 exons. Gene Ontology annotation, molecular function: deoxyribose-phosphate aldolase activity.